GCCGAAACAGCUCGGCCCAUUAAUUUCAAGGGUUUUACAGCCAUUAGCCGAACACCUUGAGAAGCAAAUAAGAACCCGAGAUCCCGGCGGCUAUCAACUUAUCAAUCCUCUCCUACAACAAUUAACCCUGCUUUAAGAGCAUGGCGAGAGCACUCAUCAGCUGCAGUGAAGGGGCUAAAGUUUGAUACAUCAAAAUCAGUAGUUUUUUUAAAGCUUUCCCAUUCGUCUGAAGGCAAGUUUCUCCUUGCAGGGGUUUAGAUCCAAGUGUGAAGGUCGCUCUUUCUUGGUGUGGGAUGUCUGGCUCAAGAGGGAUUGUGGGGGAAAAAUGGUCGCAGAGGAUACUUUGGUUGUGUGCUAUCGGAAGUGCCAUCAGCUUGUACUUCGUGGGUGUCGAGAGACAAACCCAGAAUCACUUACGGAAGAUGGCUGAGGGCUUUGAUGAUAUAGAUGAUUCUGAAAAUUCUGGAGGUGAUGGCACUUGAACUGAACUGCUGUUGACCCAAAAUCUUGACCAAGCUUUCGAUCAAGAUCCAAUAUUGCCGUUCAAAAGGAAUGUGUUCUGAAAAAAGUGGGAGAAAUAAGCAUAACUUACUCUCUUCUAGUCUUCUUUGUUCCACCAUUUUACAAAAUGUAUAAGUUCUUGCAAAAUUGUUGGUCGGGUUCCACCUGAAGAGAGUAAGCACAUAGUAGCAGUAGAUUACUUUGUCAACUUCUGAUUAUUAUUAUUAUUAUUAUUUGAAUAGGUUCACUUAUGCAGGA
Zingiber officinale is the source of this 759-nucleotide messenger RNA. RefSeq lists its product as uncharacterized. The transcript is spliced from 4 exons. Bases 294 to 482 code for a protein of 62 amino acids. The record is from RefSeq and is a predicted model, not a curated record. Lineage: Eukaryota; Viridiplantae; Streptophyta; Magnoliopsida; Zingiberales; Zingiberaceae.